GAAAACGCAGGAAGAUCUGUGGUGAUAACCUAACCCACAUCACUCGAACAGAGACCCGCCCUUAUCAGUUCCUCCAUAGCUCUCUCUCCCUGUCAAGUUCAGGUCUUAAAAAGAUAAGAAAAGGGUGAAAAAAAAAAAACCUCUUAAUUUUUUAUCUGAAACUUAGCAAACAGCAAGCGAGAAGAAGAAGAAAAGGCAUGAAUAAUAGCUUAGCAACGACGAGCUUAACAGCUCGAAUGUCCCCAACAAUACCACACCCCCACCAUUUUCGCCGAACCCCAAGUCGUAUCUUCUUCCUACGACCCUCUCUUUCUCGCAGCACUACUCCAAGAAUCGUUUGCAUGGCGGAGCCAUAUUUGAUAACCAAGCUGGAAUCUGCUGAGAAGACUUGGAAAGAAUUGUCCGUGAAGCUGGGUGACCCAGAUGUUGUUUCAAAUCCCAGUGAAUAUCAAAAGCUGGCUCAGUCUGUGGCUGAGCUUGACGAGGUGGUUUCAAUUUUUAAGAGAUUCAAGGAUUGUGAAAAGAUGCUAGAAGAUACUAAAGCUUUAGCGAAAGAGGAUGGAAAUGAUGAAGACAUGGCAGAGAUGAUAGCAUAUGAAAUUGAGUCAUUAUCCAGUGAACUCAAACAGCUUGAAGAGAAACUUACGGUAUUACUGCUUCCCAGCGAUCCUCUUGAUGCAAGGAAUAUAUUACUUGAAGUUAGGGCAGGUACUGGUGGUGACGAGGCUGGACUAUGGGCUGGUGAUCUUGUCCGUAUGUAUCAGAAAUACAGUGAGCAGAACUCUUGGAAGGUCUCUGUCAUUUCAAGUUCUGAGGCUGAGAAAGGCGGAUACAAAACCUAUGUGAUGGAGGUCAAAGGAAAAAGUGUCUACAGUAAAUUGAAAUACGAGUCUGGUGUCCAUCGAGUUCAACGUGUUCCUCAAACAGAAGCACAGGGGCGUGUGCACACUUCUACUGCAACUGUAGCCAUCAUGCCUGAGGUUGAUGAAGUUGAGGUGGUGAUUGAUCCAAAAGAAUAUGAACUCACAACAGCAAGAUCUGGAGGUGCUGGAGGGCAAAAUGUCAACAAGGUGGAGACAGCUGUUGAUCUUAUUCACAAACCAACGGGAAUCCGCAUCUUUUGUACUGAAGAAAGGACACAACUUCAGAAUAGGAAUCGCGCUCUCCAACUUCUGCGAGCAAAACUGUAUGAGAUAAAGGUCAGGGAACAACAAGAAUCAAUAAGAAAUCAGCGAAAAAUGCAGGUUGGUACAGGUGCUCGUGCAGAAAAGAUUCGAACAUACAACUACAAGGAUAAUAGGGUCACUGACCACCGGUUGAAGGUGAACUUUGAGCUUACAUCUUUUCUUGCUGGCGAUAUAGAGAAUGCAGUUCAGGCUUGUUCUGCUCUAGAGCAGAAGGAGCUCCUGGAAGAACUUGCAGAGUCUGUAGGUGCAUCAGCUGGCGGCUGAUUUGCAGCUUUUUGCCGGAAUAUGAUUGUGAAACUUGAUUUGUCAAGUAGUGGAAACCCUUGAAAAGAAAUGCUGUUGAGCAUGUGGAGGAUCAACAUUCUAAACAUGGUUGUUUUUUAUUUACGUACGGAGCAAAUUUAUUUGUAUCCAGGAUGUGAACUUCGGCCUAGUUUACAGGUUACGUAGACCAUUAUUUGAUUUGUAAAAAAUGUAUUCCUCCUAUUUUUUCCAUUUAGCUAAAGGUGAUUGUAGGAAAUUACGUUGUCCGUCAA
Molecule: messenger RNA, 1723 nt
Organism: Populus nigra (black poplar)
Lineage: Eukaryota; Viridiplantae; Streptophyta; Magnoliopsida; Malpighiales; Salicaceae
Product: peptide chain release factor APG3, chloroplastic
Exons: 15
Coding region: 198-1451 (417 amino acids)
Biological process (GO): chloroplast organization; plastid translation; translational termination
Cellular component (GO): chloroplast
Molecular function (GO): translation release factor activity, codon specific
Source: RefSeq, a predicted model, not a curated record